Molecule: messenger RNA, 543 nt
Organism: Argentina anserina (silverweed cinquefoil)
Lineage: Eukaryota; Viridiplantae; Streptophyta; Magnoliopsida; Rosales; Rosaceae
Product: elicitor-responsive protein 3
Exons: 5
Coding region: 1-543 (180 amino acids)
Source: RefSeq, a predicted model, not a curated record
AUGAAAGGAGGAGGAGCCCUUGAAGUACUUAUUGUUGAUGCUGAAGACAUUAGGCACACUAAUGUUCUUGGUAAACCGGCCUACUAUGCUAUCUUAGAGUGUGGCACUCAUGUGUACAGGACCAAAAUAUCAUCAGAAGAAGAUGAAAAAGUAGCCUGGAAUGAGAAGUUCAUAUUUGAAUAUUCUGAUUGGAAACAUAUAAAUCAUCUCAAAGUCAGAAUUAUGGACACCGAGAUGUUCACAGAUGGAGGAUUUGUGGGCGAAACCAUGAUUCAUAUUGGUGGAAUUAUUACUGAGGGCAAGGACAGUGGAUUCAUUGAAGUAAAACCAUCUCCAUAUAAUGUUGUGCUUGAAGAUGACACUUAUAAAGGAGAGAUUAAGAUUGGAUUCAGAUUUGUUGCAAGUGGUCAAGGUUGUCUAAAGGGAAGUAAGAACCACCCUAAGGCACUAAAAUACAUGUCUGCUCCUCCUAACGGUAGACAGUUUAAACAGAGCAAGAGGCCCAAGAAAGCACGAUCGAGUGCUUUGGCUAAGAGUAAUUAA